Messenger RNA from Galleria mellonella (greater wax moth), 6247 nucleotides. Its product is annotated as zinc finger protein 423-like. Gene Ontology annotation, molecular function: chromatin insulator sequence binding. Gene Ontology annotation, cellular component: chromosome. The record is from RefSeq and is a predicted model, not a curated record. The coding region runs from base 299 to 3271 and encodes 990 amino acids. Gene Ontology annotation, biological process: regulation of transcription by RNA polymerase II. NCBI's taxonomy places the organism in Eukaryota, Metazoa, Arthropoda, Insecta, Lepidoptera, Pyralidae. The transcript has 4 exons.
UACUACUACUGUCAAAUUUUUACUUUUUUUAUAUGUUUUUUUAUUUAAUAGAAACAUUAGCGUUUUUAUAACAUUGCAUUAACAUCACUUAAAACUAAUGAAAUAUACAGUUAUUAAAAGUAAAAAAGUAUUGAAAUGUAUUUAUGUAUGUAUUAAAUGAGAUUACAGGUGACAAUGUUUUCUAUUGAAAGUGUCAAGUGAAACGCUACAAAUUUCUAAUGUUUAUUUACGUGUGGAAUUAAUAGACGAGUACAAAUAUCUUUUAAUAAAUACAGUUAAAAAUAAAAAAAAAAUAGCCAUGAGAAAAUCACAAACACGAAAAAAUUCGAAGUUAGCGCCACAAGCUUUUGGAAAGUUCGAAGAAGAAAGUAAUGAAGAAUUUGAGUUUAUACCCCAAAAGAUACUGAAAUUGUAUGAUUCUAAUGAAUUAUCAAGUAAUUCUAAAGAUUCACUGGCAACAGACAUGAAAAGACUAUAUGAAGAUAGAUCAACCACUGUUGAUAAAACUAGCAAUACAAAUAAUGAAAUUACAAGUAAUGAUAAUGAAGAAACUGAAUAUGCACAAACAGAAUUAUUCAUUGAGAAUGAAAUAAAUAAAACAUUGAAACAAACACUUAAAAACAAUGGAUCAUUAGAAAAAAUAUUGGAUAAAUCUUUAAGUGAUUUAUUAGGGAAUUGUGAUGAUUCAACAAAUGACAAUGAUGAUGAUUUGUCAUAUACUUCUCUAUACAAGGUGUUCGCCUUGUCAACAGUGGAUGAUUAUAAUGUAACUGCAAAUAAACGUGAUUCAAAUGCAGUUGCAUCAGGAAGCAAUACCAAUGUAAGUUCUGAUGUACUAGCAAAUACAAGUAAUGUAAAUUGUGGUACAGCUGCUUCUAAAAAUGCUAAAAAUGAAAUGCCACAAAUAUCAAAAACUUUUAAUGAAAACUCAAAUGAUCCAUCAUUAAUAGAUCGAUUCGCGAUGUUUAGACGAGCUCAAGUUAUUGCAAAUACGACCAAAAAUUUAGCUGAUAGGAUAUUAGCAAUAGAAUUGGCCAACUCUUGGGGCUAUAUUAGGCAAUUUUGUCAGCAGGAAUUGAAGCAAGAAACUUUAUUGCAAGACGCACUUUACUUGUGGAAGAAUUGGCAAAGUUUUUCCGUUUCUAGAGAGGUGCCUUUAAGUUAUAAAUGCUAUGUAUGCAAUACAGCAUAUUGGGAGUUGGCCCCGUUUCGGGAACAUAUAUUCACUAUGCACAAAGACAUAAAAAUAGACUUCGAAACUGUGUUCAAGGAAUGUCACAUAAAGGCUUACGAUGUCGACGAUGAAAUCAUAAGAAAUUUUCCCAUCGAUUCGAACUGUUGGCGAUGUGGGAAACACUACAAUGCACAUCCAACAUUGGCAGAGAACGGCAAAGAUUAUGUAUGCUGUUUUUGCCAGCAACGCCGCUCCACCUGUGCCACAAUGAAGAUCCACGAAAGCCUUUGCGACUACAACUUCAUGAAACAUCUUGAAAAUGAGCCCAAUAUUAAAUUGCACUACUGCAAAUUAUGCCCAAUGUUUUUUUGGGACGAGAAUCAUUUGUAUGGGCAUUUAAAGUCGUACCACGUUGUGAGGUCCGAUAUGCCAAUUUGGUCGCCAUUGGGACCGUGUCGACAUUGCAAACAGAGGGUAAUAGACUCUUGCGUGCAUGUGUGCCGGAAGAAGAACAUGUCUGUUGCAUGCCCAUACUGUUACAGACGGUUCCCAUCAAAAAAGAUAGUGAAAAUACAUUUGGAAAUCACUGAAAGUGUCUACCAAUGUCGAAUUUGCGAUGUGAAGUUAGCAAAAAGAUGUAUGGAAGUGGUACAUGUGUUACACAAGCACAGUGACAACUUCAUGGCGGUGUACAGAUGCCAGUUGUGCGCUGAGGAUAGGAUAUUUCUUAGCGCAACAGCUAUGAAAGACCACAAAGUGUCACAACAUGCAAAUUUUUUUAAUCCUACGGGCAUCUAUUCUGAUAUUGUGAUAGUGUUAAAAGAAUUUGUUCGACAACCAUCACCUACUAAAUGUGUAUCAUCAAAUUCAAAAGCAAUCCAGAGCAAUAUCAAAAAUAUAAACUUUCCAGAAAGUGAUAACACAAAAAUAGGAAAAGAAUUACAAAUUUUGGAUUUAGGUAGUGAUGAUUAUGAUAUUUUUGAAAAUAUUAAAAGUGCAACUGAUAUUAUGAAGCAAAACAACAUAGACGAUGGACUUAACAAAUCGGAACAAUCACACCAAAGUAAUAUAAUUGAUAUUGGAACAGAUAAUUCUAAAAAUAAACAUACAGAUUACGAUGGAACUAAUAGAAUUGACAAAAAAGAUGUUGCACCUGGUAUUUUGAACGAUCAAGAAACUGGUGACAUGCAAAGCACUAACAGUUCACAGUUUCUAACAUUUAACAUUAACAAAUUCAAAUUACCAGUUUGUGAGGAAAAAGAAUUGUAUAUAUUCGAGGAAGCGGAAUUUGAGACAGAUGUAGAACAUAUUAAUACGAAGGGGAAUCACGUUAUAGGAGAAGAAAUACAUGACAAUGAUAUAGAUAUGUUAAGUAACGAUGAUGCAUCAGAAGAUAGUUCUGUAGACAAGUCUCAAUAUGUCCCAAGAAUAUACAAAUGUCGAAGUUGCGAUUUUGAAUCGACACACCAGGAAUACAAGCUGCAUAUAAACAAUUGUAAAGCUAAAGGACAAAACGGGAAUAAUGACACUAAGAAAAUUUACAAAUGUAAAAACUGCGAUUUCAAAGCUUUCCACAAAUUAUACGUUAAACAUGUAGAAACAUGUACAGUUCUAAAUCAAGAUCGGAAACCUCAUAGAUUUAAACUGUAUCAGUGUGAGCAUUGUAAUUUUGAAGGGUUCAAACGUGACUACAGGGAACACAUAAAAGAACAUUCCAAUGGUCUGAACAAUGCAGACAUGAUUGGUUCACACCGUUGCACAAAGUGUUGCAAGAAUUUUCUGUCGUUAAAAAAAUAUCUAUUACAUUUACACAAAGAGCAUAAUAUCGAGAUGCUGAUGUGUCCACAGUGCGCGAAGAGAUAUACAAAUUUCUCAACGUUCACCUUGCACUUUAAGACACAUAUUAAAAAUAUGUUUUUAUCAGUCAAAGCUAUUGAUAAAGAAAGCGGCAAGUCGAGGAAAAAGUUUAAGUGUAAAAAAUGUAAGGAUUUUGUUCCGUUGGAUGAGCACUUCUCGCAUUGGGAGUCACAUGUUGAGAUGCCUGGUGAAGUGGUGGUGGCGAGAACGAGUGAGAAGGCGUCGACGUCGUCUUCGUGAGGCAUUAAUCACUUUAGAAGACACCUUAGGAGGUUGUAUGCUUCAUAAGAAUAAAUAUGCGGGUAGAAUGAACAUUCUUGUGAAUUCAAUAAUAAUAACUACUAGGGUGCCGCGCGGCCAGCCCGCGUCCUAUUGUAAGCUAAGCCAGUCGAUAGUCAGCGCUCGCGGGCGACAGACGUCGCUGAGAGCGCGCGGCUCACUCACUCGCACGUUUGUCGCUGGAGUCACUACCGCUAACACAAACCUAACGAUAGGUUCUGUCAUUUUUUGUCACGCCACUAUUAACUGUCUCAAACUCAUUUUUAUGUUUCUGAAAUCACUCAACCGAUUUUAAUAAAAAUAUUUAUUUAUUUAAAGUACAUAAGUACCAUUUUAUUAUAAUUUACUUAACCUAUUUUAGUAAAUGAGUGAUCAAGCCACUUGUAUUGUGUGUUUAUACUUGAGACAUGACUUCUUCUUCUAUCCAUUUAAGAGCUGCGCUCUUGUCGGUGGAGCUCUCGCCACUCACUACGAUUUCCAGCGAGUCUCUUCACCUCUUGAUACGACACGACACCAACUCCUUCCUUGAUCUGCCUGAUGUAACUAUGUCUCGGUCUCCCUCUCCCCCUCCUUCCUUCUAUCUGACCUUCUAUUAUAAUGUUCAUAAGUUCGUCGUGUCUUAUCAAGUGUCCCAACAUUUUUCCCCUUCUGCCCUCAAUAGUUCUUGAACGGUGCAGCUUGACCGUACGGUGAGCGUGGACUGUAGGGGUGCUGGUUCAGGCUGGAGAGAAACGAUAAAUAAGAUUCCUUUCUUGAAGCUCCCGGUUCCGUUCUGAAGAGUUUCUCCUAUUUCCUUUAUCGGAUGGGGAGUGCAUGCCGCUCGACGGUAGGCGGCCUAUCUUUAUACCCGCCCGGUCGCACGAUAACAUGUACUAACUCACAUCGGUGAGUCUGUGCGAGCGGGACGGGGCGAGUGUGAGAGGGACGCGUGACUCUUCAGAGCGGCACCAUUUGGCGUCUAUUUAUUUAUUAUAAUUAUCCUUAUUACUAGUGUUUUACAAUUUUUUCUUAUUUCUAUUUGCGGGUAAUAAGGACUCGACACAAUAAAAUGCUUUAUUCAACUUACAAACUAUAAAUACAUCAUAGAAAACCUAUAUAAAUUUAACAAUUUAAAUGAUUAAAAAACUAAUGACAAAAUAACUAUAAAAUAUCGCUAUAAACUAUACAAAGAGAUUACAAUGUCGCGAACAGUUCUAGUAGCAGGACCUCCUUGAGACAUGACAAAACGUUAAAAUAAUGCGUCAUUGAGUACAGUUUGUACAAACUAAACAAGUAUUUUAAUAAUCAUAUAUUAUAUUUUGCACUAUUAGAUAUAAGGCUAUAAAAUGUAAAAAAAUUAAAUACAGAUAUAUUUUUUUCAUUGCAAUAUUAUACUUUUAAUUGUAUUUCAAAGCGUUUAUAACAUCUUUAAAUUUGUUUAAUUCCGUUAAAGGGCAACUUUUUUUAUACCACUGAGGUGGCAAACAGGCAUACGGGCAUUCUAUGCCGGGACCACACGGCCUUGAAAUUUGACAUUCACGUUCUAUUUCAUAUAUUAUGGAGAAGAAUUUAGAUUACAUUUUAUCCCGAUCACGCGGACGAAGUCGCGGGUACAAGCUAGUCUUCUACAUAAAAAAAAAAAUUACAUCAUUUCAGAAAGGGUUAUUUGUCUAAUUCUUUUUUGUCGUGUUUGUAAUCUUCUGGAUAAGGUUUGUUUUACAGAAGAAUAGAAAAUGUUUAAACAAUUUACGGAAAACGGGGAAAGUUUUGUACAAUCGUGCAAAGCCGGGGGAAAGGGAUUGUUAGUAAUGGGGAUUAGCAACCCCAUUGCUAGUAAUAAACCCUAUCAGGUCGACCUCCUCGCGGUUCCCCCUGGAAACCAUCGUGAUUGGUUUAUUGUCGAAUUUGUUACGAUGGGCUAACUGACCUGCUUCACCCUCAUCUAUCAUCCCUCACUGGUGUCCCGCCAGCGUAUACCAAUAGCGCAGACGGGGCUACCAUUUCAUUAUCAUCCAUUAAAAAAAAUACCGUGCAAAGCCGGGGCUAGCUACCCGCUAGUGAUAAAUAUUUGUUUUAUUAUUAUUUUUUUGCAAUCUAUGCAAUUUGCAUCGUAUAUUAAUCAUUAAGUCUUUAGCAAAAGAUACUUUCAUAUUAACCAUCUUUUUUCAAUUCAUUUGAUACUCGAUUUUGUUUAACAUCACCUGUGUGUAAAAAUAUGGAAAAGUAAUGGGUACUAGGUACCUGGACAAUUGUAAUAUUUUAUGGUGUAUUUAUUUAUUUAUUUUCUUUUUUUUUCAUGCAACUUUGAAUGGCAAACAAGCUGACGGCCCACCUGAUGGAAAGUGGUAACCGUCGCCUAUAGACAUGAGCAGUACCAUGCACAUAACAGAGUAUACUGUUUCGCCCAUGAUACCCCUCAUGCGUUGCCAUUCCUGAGGACUCGGGUGUUAUUCCUCUGUACCGUCUAAAUUCACGACCAUAUCCCACCCUUCAAAUCGAAACACAGCCAUGCAAACACAACUGUUUGGGGGGAAAGAGAUUGUUAGUAAUGGAGUUUGACAGCCCCAUUGCUAGCAAUAUGCCCUAUCAGGUCGAACUCCACGUGGUUCCCCCUGGAAACCAUCGUGAACAAUUCUUGUUGAAUUCGUCACAAUGGGUUAACUGACCUACUUCAUCCUCACCUAUCAUCCUCCACUGGUGCCCCGCCGGUGUACACCGAUAGCGCGGGUGGGGUUACCAUUCCAUUAUCAUCAAUUAAAAAAAAAAAACACAACUGCUUCCCGGUAUACACAGACAGAAACACGAAUAGGACAGAGAUGCUUGAGCAAACAACGUUUGUACAGUCUCCCUCUGGUAAAAUAUUAGUAAUUUAUCUUGUAAAUAUAAUAGUAAGUUUAAUAUAUUAUUAUUGUUAUUAUUUAGUUUUAAUAACAGAAUAAAUAAAAAUCAAAUAAUCAA